This is a messenger RNA of Pogona vitticeps (central bearded dragon), 1236 nucleotides long. Lineage: Eukaryota; Metazoa; Chordata; Lepidosauria; Squamata; Agamidae. The record is from RefSeq and is a predicted model, not a curated record.
CUUUCUCCCCUUCUCCUGCCCGUUCCGAUUUCCCUUCGAGGAGACAGGCGUGGCUUUUGCACGCCGGAGAGAGAGAGAGAUCGAUGGCGUUGAAUCGCGGAGUUUCGUGCUCGGCUGUAUCCCGGGAACUCCUGUCGGUGGGAAAUGGAGGAGGUGUUCAUGAGACGCUGCUGCUUAAUUCCAAACAUGCUAAGAAAAAAGCCACAGGCUUACAAACAACCAGGCUGCCAAGAAGCAAUCUUUUGGAUAGAGUGCAGAAUUUUUUGCCACAGAUGGCCAGCGCAAAUGACCAGCUAAGAGAGGAAAUGGACAACACACCUGUUCAAGAGUUUGAUAUUGAACACAUAGAUCCUUCAAUUGAAAACGUCAUUGAAAUGAAUGUGGCUUUGGUUGAAUUGAGCGGCUCUGAUACAGAGGAAGAUGACUCGCCCUCCGAAGAUGACUCGGAAAGUGAGGAUAGCUCAGUGUCUGAAGAAGUGACUGUAGACAACAUUAAGCUCCCAAAAUCAAAAGGACAAGGCAGAAUAGAAGUCUUGAACAGUAAAAGCAGUUAAUAAAUCAGUAAUCAGUAAUCACAGUUCCAGUUUUCCAUUACCCAUGUUGUGGCACAACCCUCUCAAGAUGCUCUUGUGGAGCUAUUUGGUCUUCCAGUUGUCUUGCCUACACAAUGACUUACUGCCUGAGCCUCAUAUUGCUUAAAAGUAUGCAAGCUCUCUUGCAAGAUAGAAGAUAUUAAGUUGGUACUCUGUUUUCUUUGAGGAGGUCAGUGUGGAGAGAAGAACAGAAGAAAACCUUUGAUUGAACAGAGACGGGAGACCAUGCAUUUUUAAGUUGUGUUUCUGUUUCCUCUAUAGUAGAUGCAGACGGUUAGGAGACUGAAACCAAAUGGUAUAACAUAUCCAACAUAAAUUUAUUUAAUAAUAUAAUUGGCACCCACAGCUUUAUGAAGAUUACACAUUUUUUUUUUGCAAAUACAUUUCUAAAAUAGUUGCUAUGAUUAUUUUUAUAUGUAUCAUUGAACACAGUUGAGUUCUAUUUCAUACAAAACCAUAGUAAGUGCACUUCCUUGAUUUUUUUUUUUUUACAAUGUUUAUAGCAAAAUGGUUUUCUUUGUCACCUAAAACCGGCUGAAUCUGAAUCAGGAGAACCACUAUGCUGGCGUGAAGCACAUUUUUUAGAAACAAAAUCCCACAUGAUUACUUUGGACUAACAAAGAGCAUUUAACAAUUUGCUUCU